AUGGUUUCAUAUAAGAAAUCAGCCAUCGCUGUCGCUGUCGCUGUCGCAGGCAUCGGCAUAUCAACCGCUCUUGCCGGCAGCACAAUCCCCCGCAACACAAUCCCUCGCAACACAAUACACUUCAUAUCUUUCGACGAUGUAGACAGAAUCAUCGCCUUUACAUCCCAUGCUCACUGUGAGGAUAUUGAGGAUAUUCACCACAAAGGUGGAGAGAACUUCACUAUUGAAAUGCCUCAGAACUGGGGAGGUACCGUUAUGGCUAAGAAGUAUGAUGCUGUGGUCCCUAUCCACCGUGUUCAAGCCGAAAUUCAAUGGCAAGGGUUCGAAGGCAAGACCCACUACGAUGCCAGUGCGAUCACCAACCAUACCGAUAAUUCUGGCAUCCGUUUCAUUUACCCAGCUGGUCAAGGCGAUGUCUACGAGACACGAAGUGGAUGCACCGUUUAUCCUUGCGAUAAUGCUUAUCUUCAGCCUGACGACGAGCAAACCAAGGUCACCUACCAAACUGAUAUGGUUAUUGAGAUUGGCGUUUUCGUCUCGGCUUGCCUUCAGUCUCGGCAACCUUUGAUCGCUGUUUUCGAUAAAUCGUAA
Messenger RNA from Botrytis fragariae, 591 nucleotides. Its product is annotated as putative dnase1 protein. The record is from RefSeq and is a predicted model, not a curated record. Bases 1 to 591 code for a protein of 196 amino acids. The transcript is spliced from 2 exons. NCBI's taxonomy places the organism in Eukaryota, Fungi, Ascomycota, Leotiomycetes, Helotiales, Sclerotiniaceae.